AUGGAAUACCAGGCUUUGUCACCAAUACGGUUUAGCAUAUAUUCAUCAAAUUCGGAGCUAACAUGCUCGAAUUUAUUUGUGAGUGCAUCUCCAAAGUCAUCCGUGGCCCGGUUAUUACAAUUUGUGCAUUGGUCUCUAUAUGUUAGAGGGGUUAAGAGAUUAGAAUUACCAUCCCAUUAUGCUCUAAAGUAUUUAAAUCAAGAGUUAGCGUUAACUACGUUGUGCAGUGAGAUUGGGGAUAAUGGUAUGUGUCUGCUUCGGUUGGAAUUGGAUCGUAGACAGAAUUUGGGAGCCACAUCCAUUAGCUUGGAGUACGAUCUAGAGACGGAAUUUUUAACGACGAACGUGCAAUUCCAUAUAUAUGCGUUGUCUAUUGAAAAGUUUUGCACGGUGAUAAAAUAUGAUAUCCCUUUGACCUCGUCGAUUUCUGAUUUAAGGCGGAUGGCCAGUGAUAUAUUGAAUGAAUAUGAAACGAAAAGUUCAAAGAACCUCUGUUCAGUUAAGAACCACUCUCCGGAUGACCUUACAGCAUUCCAAAUAGCUGGUAGGGCACAUCCGAUAGAUAUGUCCGUCAAUGGCUCCGAGAUGGAACUUUCCGGUGUCAGAUUAAAGGACUUGUUGGGAUUUGAUUUUGCACCAGCACAUUCAUCCCACUGUUCUAUUAUGUUUAAGGCGAACCAUAGUCAAGAUAAUAAUGGGAUUGUUUUGGAAUUUGUGUCUGAUUCUACCUUGAUAAUGAACAAGAUGAAUGUGGCAAUGGAUACUACUGUCCAAGAUGUCAAAGAAUUUAUUUGUUCUGUUUAUGGCCAUGCGUUACGGAUAUCUCCUUCUGACAUUAUGCUCGUUUAUGGAGGUCAGUUGAUAGAUGAUGCCAAUUAUGCGGGAAGAUCUUGCAGAAUUCUGGAAUACAUAUCGGACACAAACUAUAGAAAACUACAUGUAAAAAUCAAUGAAGAGUUCAAUCAACCGGGUGGCCCAGGAUUUUGGUCCGAGUUGUUUUCUAGUCCUGAUAGGUUUUCGUUUAAUCCCAUUCGGCCUAAUUCUUCACCUUAUCAGCAUGCAUAUCAGCAUGUACACGAAAUUACGCCUGCAACAUCUGCAACCUUUAUGAAUCGAACCCCUUACAACAAUUUACAACACCUAACUAGUUUUUCUUCAAUGGUCACUCCAUCAGACAUGUCUCUUGCUGCAAAUGCACAGAAUUCUACAAAUCCAAACCUCGGGAUGUAUCAUCCACGGACACUGAAGCAGACAAUUCAACCUGAGCUCCAAUUUUUUUUAACUGAAGAUGGCCAACCCCUGGAAAGGACAGGUGAAAUAUUUGAAAAAGUGAAGGUAAAUGAGAAGUCCUUUUUUGUAGCCAAACAAGAGUUCGAUGGAAACAUUAAUGAACUAACUAUAAGUGGUCAUUUGAUCCGUAUUAGCUCUGACGACUAUUACACCCUUCCUGAUCAAAUUCUUUUAAAGCCCAAUGUCGUGAGGAAGAUAGAAUCAAUACUAGGAACACGAGUUCAACAGUUCCAAGUACCAGAUGAUCCAUCUCGAUCGUUCCAAUUCCAACAUUCUGAUUCUGAGAACUGUUUGCACCCACCAUAUAGGACUUCGGACAACGAUUCAGUAGCCACCACAACAGCCACCGUCUCGAACAAUAGUCGACAAGAUCUUUUGAGAGAGAAGCUGAAAUGUUUGUAUAGGGCCGUCAAGUCGAGUUUACCCCUCAUGUUCACAGCACUCGUACAGGCUUUUAUUGCCACCAUCACGGUGGUGUUCAGUGGCAUCAUUUUCCUGAAAUUCGGAUACGUAUUCGGCACCUUCUGCCUCCUAUGCUUGUGCCAAAAACUAGACCAACUCUUUGAAAUCUGGGUCGAGUGCUGCUAUGGUGCCGAUAGUACUAUUGGUGAACAAGAAAUGGCCGCCUUAAAACGCGUAGUUGCUGGUCCCCUACCGGCAGGCAUCAUCCGAUUCAAUAAAUACCUAAUUAUCAGCCAAAUGGAACAAGUCCUUGCCUCGAAACUAGAAUCCGACCCAGAACUCAAAUCCCGUCUAUGUGAAAACUAUUCCAUCGAAGAGGACGUCCCCCUUCUGGCAGUUGUCCCAUCCAUUUUGUAUCGGUCCUCCCUUCCAAUAUACAAAGACAGAAACUUUGAGCCCCUCCGCGCCCUAUUCGCUGACCUCCUACAAAGCAUCAGCGAUGACCUGGAUAACUUCCCGACUGUCCGCGCCCCGCAAUUGCGUCUAAUCAUGUUUCUACGUUUCUAUAUCUUCUACAAAAACCUCCAGCGCUUUAGAAUCAUGAACUACAUGUCAAGAAUCUUCCUCGCCCUCUACGACUACCUCAACGGUGGCCUAAUGCUCCAAGUCCUGACAGAUCCCACAAAGGACUCGUUCCUACUGGCCACUGCCAAAAACAUCCUCUUAUUCAUACUAAUGCUGGCACCCCUCUUCCAAGACCAAUUUGAACAAAUUAUGACUCAGCGUGCAGCCCGCAAUACCGACGCCCUAGAACCAGCCAUAUCUAAUCAAGAAAAUGUUCAAAUUCAAAAUGAAAAUGGAAAUAAUAAUAACCACUACAAUAACAACAACAAUAUGGAAAUCGAUACCGCUGCUCAAGCCUCGUCAUCCAACGAAUCGCAGCAACCGGAAACGAUCCCAACUGCACCUGGCUCAUUACACGCCUCAGGUGCUGAAAUACACGAUCUAGACUUUGAGGUGGACAUGGGCAUCGAUUGA
Eremothecium cymbalariae DBVPG#7215 is the source of this 2730-nucleotide messenger RNA. It is a transcript of the gene USA1, whose product is annotated as Usa1p. The transcript has a single exon. The record is from RefSeq and is a predicted model, not a curated record. Bases 1 to 2730 code for a protein of 909 amino acids. Lineage: Eukaryota; Fungi; Ascomycota; Saccharomycetes; Saccharomycetales; Saccharomycetaceae.